This is a messenger RNA of Mesorhabditis spiculigera, 1095 nucleotides long. NCBI's taxonomy places the organism in Eukaryota, Metazoa, Nematoda, Chromadorea, Rhabditida, Rhabditidae. The record is from the annotation of a GenBank genome assembly.
AUGCAGUCGACCCGGGCAGGUGGUACUUUACCCCAAGACACUUAUGAAUACUUUAUGAUUUCUCGUUGCAUUAAUAGCGCUCGUUUCGGAGGUGCUACAACCGAGAAAGCCGCCCCGGAACAGAACGGCAAGGAGAAAGGCAAGCCAAAGAAGACCGAAAAAUCUACCACCGACAAAAAGGACAAGGCCGCCAGCGAGAAGAAGAAGGAGGAGCAGAAGAAGAGACAGGAGAUGAAUAAGCUCCUCCACUUCCCGGCGCUCGCCAAGAACCAGGGCGUCAUCGACCAGAUACUCCAGGCCAACGUCGCCAAGCUUGCGGCCGCAGAAAAGACGCUGAUCGAGCACAAAAUCGAGGAGCUGCGGGCGGCAAAUGUCGGGCUCGAGGGCGAGGUCGAGGAGCUAAAGCGCAAGCUGAUCGAGGCCGAAAAGGCCGGUGGAGUUGCUCAAAUCCCGAUUCCGGCUCGAAAGGCGGUUGAGGGUUCGGCCGCCACCACCGCUGCUGCUCCACAAAAGGCGACAACGGCCGAGACUGCCCCAGAAAAGUCGAGCAAAGCCGAGAGCAAGCCGGAGAAGAAGCAAACUGGAGGAGGUGGAAAGGGCGGUGCCCCGAAGGCGGCUGCCACAGACGACGUCAUCGACAUUGGCCGUCUCGAUCUCCGAGUGGGCCGCAUCAUCCACUGCGAGAAGCACCCCGACGCCGAUGCCCUCUACAUGGAAAAGAUUGACGUCGGCGAGGCUGAGCCGCGAACCGUCGUCUCCGGACUGGUGAAGCACGUGCCGCUGGAGCAGAUGCAGAAUCGUCUCGUCGUCGUGAUGUGCAACCUAAAGCCGGCCAAGAUGCGGGGCGUCGAGUCGAGGGCCAUGGUUGAAAUUAUGGAAGUGGACCCUUCGGCCAAGCCGGGCACGCCGGUCGUCUGCCCGCCCUAUGAGCAUCGUCCGGAUGCCCAGCUGAACCCGAAGAAGAAGAUCUGGGAAACGGUGGCCGAAGAUCUUGUCGUCUCCCCGGACGGCUUCGCCACGUGGAAAGGCCAGCCCCUCCUCGUCGGCGGCGACAGCAAGAUGACCGCCCCGACGCUGCGCAACGUGCACGUCAAG